AUGCACAACCACCACCGUCUCGAUUCCGAUUCCGAUUUCAGCUCCCUCCUCUCUGAUCAGCUUCUCCUCUGCGUCUUCUCCAAGCUUCCCAUUUCUCACCACCUCGCCACUUCACUUGUCUGCAAGCGUUGGUUGUAUCUUCACGGCCGCUUGGUUCGAUCUCUUAAUCUCCUCGACUGGCACUUUCUCGAGUCUGGUCGGCUUUUCGCACGCUUCCCUCAUCUCACCGAAAUCGAUAUCGCCCGGUCAUGUAUCCGCCUCACGCCAAACUCCGGUGUCUUGGUCACCUUCAAUCCCUUCUUCUCUCUUCCCAUCAGUAGCACCGACGAUGACUUGUCGAAGAUUGAACUGUCGUUUCCACCUGAUAGGCUUGAUCAAGGGCUCCAAUUGAUGGCCCAAAAGUAUCCCAAUUUGAGGAGAGUUGCUGCGUUUGGUGCCAGCGAGUAUGGGCUGGCGAGCGUAGGCGACGCGCUGCAGGAGCUGGAGCUCCAUUGCUGCGGAGAUAUGUCCUUAAAGGGGGUUUCUGGAUGUGUAAACCUGCAGGCAAUGAAACUGAGUGCAAGGAUGGAUGGUUUUUAUGCGUGCGUGGUGUCCGACAUCGGGUUAACCAUUCUAGCACAAGGUUGCAAGAGACUACUGAAGCUCCAGCUAUGUGGUUGUGAAGGAAGCUAUGACGGGAUCAAAGCAAUUGGGCAGUGCUGCCAAAUGCUCGAGGAACUGACUCUGCAAGACCAUAGGAUGGAUGGUGGGUGGUUGGCUGCUCUGUCUUUUUGUGCAAAUUUGAAGACUUUGAGGUUUCGGUCUUGCAAGGCUAUCGAUUCCAGCCCUGGACUCGAUGAGCAUCUCGGAGUCUGUCCUAUGCUCCAGGUGUUGCACUUAGAACGGUGUCAGCUGAGGGAUAAGAAGAGCACCAAGUCUUUGUUUCUGGUUUGUGAGAAUGUUGGGGAUAUUUUGCUGCGUAACUGCUGGGGUUUCCAAGAUGAUUUGUUUGCCUUAGCCUCAAUCUGUAGGAGGGUGAAGCUACUCUAUCUUGAACAUUGCUCAUUGCUGACGACAGGAGGUCUGGAAUCAGUACUUCUCUCAUGGAAGGGUCUUCAAAGACUAAUGGUAGUUUCGUGUAGUAAUAUAAAAGACAACCAAGUAACUCCAGAACUUGCUUCCCUCUUCUCUGUGCUGAAAGAGCUCAAGUGGAGACCGGAUACAAGAUCUUUGCUGUCAUCAGAUCUCGAUGGCAUCGGAAUGUGGAGAAAAGGCGGUAAAUUUUUCACUAGGUUAAAGGGUUGA
Messenger RNA from Thlaspi arvense, 1284 nucleotides. NCBI's taxonomy places the organism in Eukaryota, Viridiplantae, Streptophyta, Magnoliopsida, Brassicales, Brassicaceae. The record is from the annotation of a GenBank genome assembly.